Messenger RNA from Rhodotorula graminis WP1, 1633 nucleotides. RefSeq lists its product as uncharacterized. Gene Ontology annotation, biological process: carbohydrate transport; transmembrane transport. The transcript has 11 exons. Gene Ontology annotation, molecular function: carbohydrate:proton symporter activity. The coding region runs from base 7 to 1533 and encodes 508 amino acids. Gene Ontology annotation, cellular component: membrane. Lineage: Eukaryota; Fungi; Basidiomycota; Microbotryomycetes; Sporidiobolales; Sporidiobolaceae. The record is from RefSeq and is a predicted model, not a curated record.
ACGUACAUGGGCGCCAACGGCGACAGGCUCGGCGCCCUCAUCACCGUCUGCGCCGCCAUGGGCUUCAUCCUGUUCGGCUACGACCAGGGUGUCAUGAGCGGCAUCAUCAGCGCGCCGCAGUUCGUAAGCGUCUUCCCGGCCUGCGACCCCGUCGCCCAGGGCAGCUACAAGGCGUCCGUCCUCCAGGCCUUUUACGUCGCCAUCUACGAGAUUGGCUGCCUCGGUGGCGCCAUCUUCGCUCUCAUGUUCGGCGACCGCCUCGGCCGCAAGAAGAUGAUGUACUCGGGCGCCAUCAUCCUCAUCAUCGGCGUCGUCAUCCAGGUCACCGCUUUCCGUGGCUCGUGGGCCGGCGGUCAGUUCAUCAUCGGUCGUAUCGUCACCGGCCUCGGUACCGGCUUCGAGACGUCCACCAUCCCGACCUGGCACGCCGAGUGCGCCAAGGCUCACUCGCGUGGCUUUGCCGUCUUCAUCGAGGCCGCCAUGAUCUCGACCGGCACCAUGGUGUCGUACUGGGUCGACCUCGGGUUCUCGUUCAUCGACUCGUCGGUGUCGUGGCGCGUGCCCAUCGCGCUGCAGUGCGUGUUCGCCAUCCUCCUCAUCGUCAUGCUCUGGUGGCUCCCCGAGUCGCCGCGUUGGCUCAUCUCGAAGGGCCACAUGGUCGAGGGUCAGCGCGUCGUCGCCGCACUCGACCCGGCGCCGUUCGACAGCGAGGAGGUCAUCGUCCAGGUCAAGGUCAUCCACGACGCCCUCGAGGGCCAGCUUCGUGCCCGCAAGCGCGACCUCAUCACCAACGGCCCGAGCCAGCACUUCCGCCGCAUGCUCCUCGGCUCGUCGUCCCAGUUCUUCCAGCAGGUCGGUGGCUGCAACGCCGUCAUCUACUUCUCGACGCCCAUCUUCGAGGAGUACCUCGGCCAGGGUCGCACCAUGUCGCUCAUCCUCGGCUCGGUCCUCGCCACCGUCUACGCCCUCUCGGCGUGCAUCUCGUUCCCGCUCGUCGACAAGGCCGGUCGUCGCAAGCUGUACUACAUCGGCACCCUCGGCCAGGCCCUGUCCAUGUUCCUCAUCAUGGGCUGCCUGAUCCCGGGCAAGGACAGCAGCGCCGUCAACGGCGCCGUCGUCGGCAUCUUCCUGUUCCUCACCUUCUUCGGCUUCACGUGGCUCGAGCUCCCCUGGUUGUACCCGGCCGAGGUCAACCCGAUCAAGACCCGCACCGCCGCCAACGCCGUCUCGACGAUCAACAACUGGAUUUUCAACUUCACCGUCGUCAUGUUCACGCCGCCGUUCCUCGCCAAGACGGCCGUCGGCUGCUUUGCCUUCUUCGGGGCCAUCAACCUGUGCUUCCUCCCCGUCAUCCACUUCUACUACAUCGAGACGGCCGGCCGCUCCCUGGAGGAGAUCGACUGCAUCUUUGCGCGUGGCUACGUCGAGAAGCGCUCGUACGUCCAGGUCUCGAAGGACAUGCCGAGUCUGUCGGGUGCCGAGAUCGAGGAGGAGUACAGGCGCCUCGGCCUCGGUGACGCCGACCUUUCGUAGAGUCGUCCUCUCCCCUCUCCCUCUCCCCCUCUCUCCCCCUCCCUAGAUUCGUAUACAUAGCAUCUUAUAGAUCUAGAUGUCAUCUUAUUCUGCUCCAGGA